Molecule: messenger RNA, 1437 nt
Organism: Phytophthora nicotianae INRA-310
Lineage: Eukaryota; Oomycota; Peronosporomycetes; Peronosporales; Peronosporaceae
Exons: 1
Coding region: 1-1437 (478 amino acids)
Biological process (GO): lipid homeostasis; triglyceride catabolic process
Cellular component (GO): membrane; lipid droplet; cytoplasm
Molecular function (GO): triacylglycerol lipase activity
Source: RefSeq, a predicted model, not a curated record
AUGCCGCAGCUUCAAAAACGUAAUAUCGUCGACAGACUGAAGGCCCACCGCCAGGAACGCAAGGGGGUGUCAAGACGCUUUCGCCCGUGGAGAGCUAGACGUCGAUCCAACUUGAGAUGGAGACGCUCCGAACGAGAUCUACUGCCCAAGUUGUCGCAACGGGGUCGUCAUAGUCUACUGGUCGAGUCUCGUCGUUGCCGCUCCAUCUCCAAGAUGCAACCUCGUCAACCACCAUCGAAAUCGACCGACGAACCGCUACACUUCUCCUUCUCUGGUGGUGGUUGGCUCAUGGUCUACAUGUACGGCGUGUGCAAGGCUCUGCGUGAGCAGAAGGUGGAUGAGAACGCCAAGUUCAUCGGGACUUCAGCUGGCUGUCUCUCCGUCGUAUCACUGGUUUUGAACUCGGACUUUGACAAGAUCUGUGACUCCGUGGUCAACGACUACGUGCCUUCAGCGCACGCGAGCUGGAAAGGUCCGUUCAAGAUGCGCGACUACCUCAUCGACGCCAUCACACGACACGGGAACGUCAACAACAUGGACAAACUUCAUGGUAAAGUCACGGUAGUGUACACAUCGUUGUCAGCUUGGGUUACACGUCGUGUGUCGCACUUUAAGAACCCGUUGCACCUGCUGCAGACGAUGGUGGCCUCGUGUUGUGCUACCCCUCUAGUGGGGUUCCCAUUCGUGCAUGAAGGAGAGUAUGUCAUCGACGGAGGCUUGCUGGACAACCAGCCUCUGUUUGACGACGAUGUUCGCACGAUCACCGUGACCCCAAAUGUCUUCGCGAAAGCAGACAUCCGUCCGUCGCGCUACGUGCCUCCGUGGUGGUCCAUGUACCCGCCGUCGCAGCGUGAUAUGCAGUGGCUGUACGAUCUCGGCUAUGAGGACGGAUUGUCUUGGUGUAAACGUGAAGGUUUGCCCGGAUCGGAGAGCAUUGUGAUCCCUACAAAAGCUGCAGAGUACGACGGGGAGUGGAAGACGGUCAUCGGACAGGUGGCGGGCUACAGGUCGAUUGAAGACUUGGUACUGGCUGCUGCGGAGCUGUUGCUGCUGUCCGAGGACUCUAUCACCUGUAACUUCGUCCGACUAGAGAUAGUGUUGUGGAAGGUGGUUGCUGUCGCUGUAGCUGUGCUGGACCGCAUGACUGUCCUUUGGACUGUGUUGGUUGUUAGUGCGUUAUUGGCGUUGGUUCUACUGGGUCAGCACUACACGAUCGAGUUCACUCUCGUGCUUGGAGGUCACUUGAUCUUGGCACUGGUGAAGGUUAAGGACGCGUGCGCUCAUGUUCACUUAUUGGAGGAGUGGCGUGUGCUCCAGGGAGCCGUCCUCGCGACGGAGAAGCAAGGGCGUCUCAACAAACACGGACUCACUCCGAAGCAACAUGAGCUGCUGACGGAGUAUUCGUACGUCUAUCGACUGGGUAGUUUGUUGGUGUAG